Messenger RNA from Hypoxylon fragiforme, 1905 nucleotides. RefSeq lists its product as uncharacterized. The record is from RefSeq and is a predicted model, not a curated record. The transcript has 6 exons. Bases 1 to 1905 code for a protein of 634 amino acids. NCBI's taxonomy places the organism in Eukaryota, Fungi, Ascomycota, Sordariomycetes, Xylariales, Hypoxylaceae.
AUGUCUGACGACAAAAUCACCCAGCCUGCUGCCGCGCAGACCAACGAAGCUACUGCCGCUGCCGCUGCCGCUGGUGCAGAUAAAGCUACAUCCGACUCUGGCGCGCCUACCAUCAAUACAAAGCCAAUUGAGAAGGAAUCUUCAUCUGCAGAUGACAGCACAGAGGUUAAGGAGGAAGCCACAGCAAUUAAAUCCAAUCAAGACCCUGCAUCCUCUGCUACCGAAGCAGUUCCCACUUCCCAAUCGACCGAACAGAAGCCCACUGACACGGACGUCGAAAUGGCCGAUGUAGCCGACAAAUCUGACGCAGAUGUCAAGGCCGACACUGCAAAGACCGCUGAGCCUGCAAACAUCGAAGAUGACAAAGCUGCUGAGGAUGUUGCCGAAGGCGCUGGUGAAGGUGUCGCCGCCGAAAAUGAGUCGGCUACGCAUGGAGACAAGUCAAAGGCGCGUCGCAAGUCCACUGCCGACAACAAAGGCAAGAAAUUGAACAAGAAAGCCUCCAGGGCCAAGAUACUCCACGUAGAUGCACAGCCCGGCGAGCAUUACUUCGCCAAGCUAAAGGGAUUCCCCCCUUGGCCUGUCAUCAUCGCCGAAGAGGAUAUGCUCCCACAGAGCAUGCUGAGCUCAAGACCUGUCACCGCUGCUCGCCCUGACGGAACAUACCGUGAGGACUUUGCGGAUGGUGGCAAGAGAAUUGCGGAUCGUACAUUUCCUGUCAUGUACUUACACACUAAUGAAUUUUCAUGGACCCCCAACACGGAGCUGAAGGAGCUUGACCCAGAGACUGUCGCUGGCAUGGUUACAAGCAAGAUGCGCAAGGAUUUGCAAAACGCUCACCUAUUGGCUGCCGAGCAGAACGACCUUGAUUAUUACAAGAAUGUUCUCCGGGAGUUUGAGGAGCAACGCAUUGCGAAGCUUGAGGCCAAGAAAGCUAAGUCGACUAAGACACCGAAGAAGGGCACCAAGGCAUCGGACACUGCCGCAGCUGACGAAGACGGUGAUAUUGAAAUGGGUGAUUUCGAUGCGACUGAUGAGGCGGAGCCCGUUGAAAAGAAGCCCAAGUCGUCUAAAAAGCGCAAGGCUGAUGAUGACAGCAAUAGCACACCCCAGCGCUCCGAAUCUGUCAAGAAACCUAAGAUCAAGUUGACAAACUCAUCAACUCCAAAGACAGCCAAUGGUGUUCAAUCACCUACGCCCAAAGACUCUAAGCCCGUUAAGGUCAAGGCGAAGCCAGCUAAGGGCGGCAAAGAGAACGCCGAUGCCAAGAAGGAGAAAGAGUCCUCUGUCCCUGUGGUUAAGGAAGCCGAGCUCAGCCCUGAGGAGAAGCGUAUGCGCAAGGAGAAGGAGAUAUUGUUCUUGCGCCACCGACUCCAGAAGGGUCUUCUCGUCCGCGAUCAGGAGCCUAAGGAAGAGGAGAUGAAGUCGAUGUCGGAGUUCCUUGCUAAGCUAGAGACGUUUCCUGACCUGGAAGUUAACAUCAUUCGGGUUACCAAGAUCAACAAGGUCCUCAAAGCCAUCCUGAAGAUAGAUACUAUCCCGAAGGAGGAGGAAUUUCAGUUCAAGCAACGAUCACAGACUCUCCUGGACAAGUGGACCAAAUUGAUCCAGGCUGCUGAAGACGACGCCGCUGCUGCCACGUCUGGAGCUAACGGUGUCAACGGGUCGUCUGGCGAAGCUGCGAAGGGCGAGAAGGGGGGCGCUAAUGGUGUGAAGGAGACUUCGGCCGAUGUCAAGGCAGACCUUGAGAAGGAAGAUGCCAAGCCCGAUGCCUUAGAAGACCAACAAGAAAAGGCAGACACCAAGACGACGUCAACCAGUGAGGAGAAAGCCGAUGCAGCAGAGGCUGCGAAUGUUUCGGCAGAUGACGUGCCAACGGCGGAUGCCGAUGAAUCUACAGCAUGA